Prosopis cineraria is the source of this 1103-nucleotide messenger RNA. RefSeq lists its product as uncharacterized. The record is from RefSeq and is a predicted model, not a curated record. Gene Ontology annotation, cellular component: nucleus. Gene Ontology annotation, molecular function: transcription coactivator activity. NCBI's taxonomy places the organism in Eukaryota, Viridiplantae, Streptophyta, Magnoliopsida, Fabales, Fabaceae. Gene Ontology annotation, biological process: regulation of DNA-templated transcription.
CAGUCUUUCAUCAUUCUGGGCUGUGUUCAUCAUUCUUUGGAUUUCGGCUUUCCUAAUUCAUACGACACGCAAACUUUGGAAAUUCCCUUUUUAUUUUUUUGGGCCAAUUAUUGGAAUUCCCACCUUUUCUAUCCACUGCGAGUUCCCAACUUCGCGGUGGCGAUUUAGAAGCCGAUGGCUUGCUGUAGAUUAGUGAGGAGACCAUCACGCUCUUGAAGGUCCUUCGCCGAAGAUCGUCGGCCAUCUUCUCUUCCAUCUCCGCUCCUGGCACCUGAAAAAGAAGGGCCAGCUUUUCCACCAUUAGAUCCAACGAACGGUUCGCAUUAGCUGCUUGGAGAGACCGCGGGAUGUCCCACACCAUUAAAAUAAGUGCAGCAUUUACAUGGUUCUCCACUACACCCAUCAUUACCGAAUCAGGUUUGGUGGUUGUGAAGGAAACCAGAUCAUGAUGCGAUACAAAGAGGAAAAAGAGGCGAAGAAGGAAGCCUUCAGGAAAUAUCUGGAGUCAAGCGGAGCUGUGGACGCUCUCACCAAAGUUCUUGUUGCUUUAUAUGAGCAAAAUGACAAGCCUUCCUCUGCCCUUGAGUUCAUUCAACAAAAAUUAGGCAGUACUUCCAUGGAAUAUGAAAAAUUGCAAGCCGAAUUGUCGGAUCUUCAAAUGAAAUAUGAUGAGCUUUUGGCGACACACCAGCAGACCUGCAAGGAGUUGGAGGAAAUAAAAAAUCCACAAGCCUUGGCAGUGACAGCAACUAGAGAAACGACUGACAGUGAAUCCCCAAAAAAUGGGCUCUGAAGUCUAUGCUAUAGGCGAAAACUUGCCAUUCUCGGAGCUCCAUACUCACGUAUGACUUGUUCUGCAACUUUGUGUCUUAUUCUUCCUUAUUUUGCCUUCCAUUUGUAGGACUGUUUGUCAUUAUGGGUCUGCACUGAACAAGGAUCGUGUUUCCUUAUCUUCAAUGAUGCAUGAAAUUAGGAAAUGCUCGAGGACUUUAUAAUUUGUUGCGAUUGUCAUCAUUGUAUACUAUUCUGAUUUCUGAUCCAUGUCAUUCAAUUUAUUUGUCAACAUUACUUUUUGGAUUCAGUAUCAGUCAGUUCUAAAAGUA